AUGAACUUAAGAGUCGAAAUUAUUUGUGUUGAGGCAAAGUUUCGAAUUAUGCAUUCGAAUAUGUCUCAACAAAAACAAUUCGAUAUAUUUGAAAGUAUAACGCAAUUUGAUGGCAAUGAGAUCAAGACUGUAUUGGGUGCGAAAGCAACAGCUUGCAAGCGCAAGAGUUACGCCGACUCUUGCUUUACUUUUUUGCGCUUUAAUUGUGGUUUUGAGCUGUUUAAAGUCGCUAGCCGUGCCGACGCAGAGCCCUUUGCACCUGUACAUGCAUGCAGCGGGGCUGUCGUAGCUUAG
Molecule: messenger RNA, 294 nt
Organism: Plasmopara halstedii
Lineage: Eukaryota; Oomycota; Peronosporomycetes; Peronosporales; Peronosporaceae
Exons: 3
Coding region: 1-294 (97 amino acids)
Source: RefSeq, a predicted model, not a curated record